AUGGCAGUACCGCUGGAUCAGGCCGAAAUCCUGAGCGGCAACGACCUGUUACGCAUCUUACAGCUAUGGGAUGAAAAACACAGCAUGUCGGGAUACGACCCGGAACCGAUCGUGACCCGGCUAGCCGAAAUGUUUGAGGCAGAAAUGCUCGCAUAUAAGAUGAAAGAUCCGGAUCCGUUCGACACGCGGCAUCCGUCGCGCACGGAUCCAAACUGUGAGCUGGGCCGGAUGUUGAAGCUGCUCUUCCGGAAGGAUAACUUCAUUACGCGGCUGGUAAACGAUUAUCUGCGCGACAACUUCUUUACCCGUCAGAAUAUGCAGCACAGUUCGCACGCACUAAAUGUCGCUGCUUGUAGGUUAAUAUUAGUCAUCAUGCCCGGUUUGGAUACAUCCGCCGUCUUUCAAGUGGAGUAUGACCAUCUGAUAAAGCGGCUGUAUAGUUGGGCCGAAACUAGUGUCGAACCGCUACAAAGCUAUGCAACUGCUUUGCUGGGAGCGGCAAUGGAGGAACAGGAGAUUGCCGUAAGUUUUCGAGAGCAAAACAUACGCCUGUUGCCAAUCAUGUUGAAUCGGUUACAUGUCUUGCAAAAGACUCAUCUGCUAGUAGAAAAACAGUCGGAGUCUGAAGCAACCGGAGUUAGCUCUCCGAAGGGAAUAAGCGCGCCUUCUACAAAGUUAGCAUCAGCGUCAGCACAAAUGCAACCGGAAUCGAAUGACAUCGAAAUCGAAUCCACUGCCGGUCCGUCAACAUCGCAUGCCGAGGCCAACGACCAUCGGGCAAUGGAUCUAGAUGAGGGUGAACAGAGUACAACUGGAUCGCGAACGGUUCCGGGUACGAUUAUGAUUCCGUACUAUCCGUUGACGUCCGCCACGAGCCAGAUGUGCAUCCUGAAUUAUCUCACACCGAUGGGCGAGUAUCAGGAGUUUUUGCCGCACGUGUUCGAACACAAUGCGAUGCAGCUGAUUUUCCGUUACAUUGAACAUCUCGACCCGAAGGACACCUGUUUGGCGUUCGAGGCGCUGAAGUAUCUCGCAUCAUUGCUUUGUCAUAAGAAAUUUUCGCUAGAAUUUAUCGCUAACGGUGGUUUGGAGCGAUUGCUAAAAAUUCCUCGCCCAAGCCUGGCAGCAACCGGUGUGUCGAUUGCGUUCUACUACCUCGCCUACUGUGAGGACGCAAUGGAGCGCAUCUGUCAGAUGCCGCGCGAAAUCAUUACAGAGAUGGUAUCAUACGCGCUCUGGUUGCUUGGAUGUUCGCACGACUCUGGUCGAUGCCAUGCGACGAUGUUCUUUGGAUUGAGCUGCCAGUUCAAGAUCAUACUGGACGAGUUCGACAAGCAGGACGGCAUACGACAGCUGUACAACGUGAUUGCCGUGCUGCCCGUGUUGGUCGUAUCCGAUGAUUAUCAAAUGAACGAGGAUGAGGAAGCAUCGGAACGGCAGGUGAUACGUCACGUCUGCAUUGCGAUGAAGAAAUACUUCGAGAACCAUCUGUACUACAAGUACAUCCAGGUGACGCGGCAACAGGAACCUUCCGGUACGCUGACGCAACCUGUGUUUAAAGCUGUAAAAAAUUCUCCGGAAGUCAUCAGUCAGCAGAUUACCGCGCUGCAGGAGUUGCUGCCAAUGAAAGCUCACUGGGCACCGGUGGAUGAGCUGUUGAAGUUGGGCGGUGUCACAUUACUGCUGCGCAUUAUUUUACUUACGUUCGAUUGGACAUAUAGCGGACGCGGCGACACUGUACGGUACGCGCUGGAUGCAUUGAGCGUUUGCACCGUAAUAUCUCGGGUGCACAGCGUCUUCGUCGAGCAAGUGCCACAGCAUGAGGGCAAACUGACGGGCAUUAGCGUUCUGCUGAACGCCGUCGAUGGUGAUGUUGCCGAUGCGGAGGUCCAAAAAUCGGCCCUAGCCUUGCUGGUGCAUUUGGUUUGUGCACCGAUUCAUCGGCCGAGUGUGUCGCUGGCACGGUACGGUUCGGCGAAAAAGCGCAUGCCAAAUAAAAGCUCCGAAGAGCUGAUCCAGAAGGUUUGGGAGAGCGUUCGUUCGAAUAACGGCAUUCUAGUGCUGCUGGCGUUAAUGCGCAUCAAGGUGCCGAUUACGGAUGCGGAUUGUAUUCGUGGGAUGGCUUGCCGCGCGUUGGCGGGCCUUGCACGAUCGGAAACCGUGCGACAGAUCGUCGGAAAGCUACCCCUAUUCGUCCAUGGCGAAUUACAGAGUUUAAUGCGUGAUCCGAUUCUACAGGAAAAAAGAGUGGAGCACGUGCAGUUUCAAAAGUACGCGCUAGAGCUGAUGGAACGUGUGUCGGGCAAGGUGGAUUCGUUCGGCAAUCAGGUGGACACUUCCCUGUCCGACAUUCACAAAGCAAACGUGGUCGCCCAAACGCGAAUCCAGUUCAACGAGCAGCAGGUGUAUCAGCUGGUCUACCAGCACCUAAUUGCAAACGGAUUGAAGGAGACGGCCAGCACAUUGUUGAAAGAGACCGGACUGAGUUCGGCAUCGUUUCAACAGUUGCCCCAUCAUGCACUGCAAAAUCCAGCGUCUUCCUUAUCGCGUUCGGCGGCCUCCCUGCAUUCGCCGUUCGUCUUUCGUUCGCCGAAUUCCAACAUUAUACACCGAUCUCGAAUUCGCAGUCGCACGGUUGAUACGUCUUUCAACGCGUCCAUGGCACAGGCGAACCUCCAGGCGGCCCUAGCGGCGGCGAGCAUUGAAAGCAACAGUUCGGCUGCUUCCACCACCCUUCCCACGGGAGGAUUGAAUGGGUACAUGGCCACGCCGGACGGAUCCUAUGACGGUACCAGCAGUCCAACGAUUGAUCCAGCGGAACCACUCGCACCGAUUAAGCUAAUCAAAAAGCAGACCGUUGCAAAUAGUGGUACCCAAAACGGACAUCAUCCGGUGGCGAACAGGGCGGUGGCAACACCCGCCGAUAUGAACCGUUCGAACACGUCCAGCACAUCGCAGCGUUCGCUGCAGAAGCAGAUUUCCGCUACGGAUGCGUCCAACUUUUUGCUACUAGCCACUACCACAUCCAAAACGUUACCGACCGAAUUGUCCCCACCAGCGGCCAACAACAUAACGCUCAAUUCGAUCAUUACGGAGUAUCUGACGAAUCAGCAUGCCCUCUGCAAACACCCGAUGUCUACCUGUCCACCGUUCGAUCUGUUCAAGCCACACAAAUGUCCCGAUCCGCGCCCGAAUCGGGUGUCCGGUGUUGGGAACAAUUUUGCCGCACGGUUUUACCGACGACAGGCAGGAUUCUCAUCCAGACGGUUUGAUCGUCGGCUGGUGCAUUCAAACUUUUCCGCCUCGCGUGUCCUUCGUACGGUCGAGAUGGAUUAUUGUUUUACCUCCUGUGAUUUUACGCCAUGCGGCACACGGCUUAUAGUUGGAUCGCAAACGGGAGAAGUGAAAAUUUUCAACCUAAACGAUACGAACGAAGAGCACAGCUUCAGCUGUCACGAAACGAAUGUCGCAUCGAUCAAAUGCAGCAAGGACGGUAAAUUGUUGCUCACGUCCGCCGUUUGGCGAUACGGCGUAUCGACCCUGUGGAGUUUGGAGGGUAAUCAAAUAUCGGAAAAGCUCGUAUGGGACGAGGAAGAUUACGUAGAGUUUGCUAACAUUACGCCGGAAAGGGUGUUGGCCACAACAAAUCAGAUCGCCACCAUAUACGAUGUCAACACGGGUCAAAGAGUAAUGCGGUUCGAGCCGACGUUUCCCAACCAGUACACGAAAAACCGUGCCACAUUCUGUCCGAACGAUGAGCUAUUGCUAUCCGACGGUGUCCUGUGGGACGUCACAUCCGGCAAGGAGAUACACAAAUUCGACAAGCUGAACCAAAACAUUUCCGGUGUGUUUCACCCGAACGGGUUGGAAAUUGUGGAAAAUACGGAGGUGUGGGAUUUGCGCACGUUCCAUCUGCUUCGGACGGUACCGUCGUUGGAUCAGACGCACGUAAAAUUUUCUGCCCAAAACGUAAUGUACGGUUUAACGCUGGAUAAGGAAGAUUCGGAGAUGGCAGAGAUCGCAGCGUACCAGACAAGCUUCAAAGUGUUGGACAGCUACGACUACUCGAGCAUAGCCACCAUCGACGUGAAGCGUAACAUCUCCGAUCUGGCCGUCAAUCGGUACGGUAGCCAGAUCGCGAUCGCUGAGAAUCAGGGCGGCUACAACUUGAUGCAGGAAUCGGUGGUACGCAUCUACAGCGUCGGACGGAAACGAAACAGCGGCGACGAUCAGGACGAGGACGAAGAGGAGAUGGAGAAUUCGGAAGAAAACAUGUCCGAAACGGAGUCUGUCGGUUCCUCCGCAUCAAACAGCGACGAGGACGGUGAAGACGACGACGAGAAUGAUGAUGAGGACGAUGAAGAGGGAGAUGGUGAUAACAAUAAUGAUGAGGCAGAUGAUGACGAGGACGAUCAUGAUGGCGGUGUCGAUGAUUCGGAUGACUCGUCCUGGACGACGGCAUCGGAUGUAGAAGAUUAUCUGUUUAGCUACCGCUGA
This is a messenger RNA of Anopheles marshallii, 4497 nucleotides long. It is a transcript of the gene mahj, whose product is annotated as protein mahjong. Gene Ontology annotation, cellular component: nucleus; Cul4-RING E3 ubiquitin ligase complex. Bases 1 to 4497 code for a protein of 1498 amino acids. Gene Ontology annotation, molecular function: protein binding. NCBI's taxonomy places the organism in Eukaryota, Metazoa, Arthropoda, Insecta, Diptera, Culicidae. The record is from RefSeq and is a predicted model, not a curated record. The transcript has 6 exons. Gene Ontology annotation, biological process: protein ubiquitination.